This is a messenger RNA of Ornithodoros turicata, 1249 nucleotides long. RefSeq lists its product as uncharacterized. Gene Ontology annotation, cellular component: endoplasmic reticulum. Gene Ontology annotation, biological process: GPI anchor biosynthetic process. The transcript is spliced from 3 exons. The record is from RefSeq and is a predicted model, not a curated record. The coding region runs from base 28 to 1071 and encodes 347 amino acids. Lineage: Eukaryota; Metazoa; Arthropoda; Arachnida; Ixodida; Argasidae.
GUAUCCUCCAAACUGCGCAGCGUAACAAUGCCCCGCCGCUGUCUCUGUCCCGAAGCCCUGAUACGACGACUGUUGAAAUCUACCCCGCGUGGCCGCAUAAAAGCCUGCGUGAUUCUUUUCGCUGUCUAUAUGAUGGUGUUCGAAGUGGCUACCUACGUCGUCCUGCCGGCGUUCGUGUGGCCUCGAAUUGACAAGCACGACGACCAGUUGAGACUGUUGCUGGUCGCGGAUCCGCGGCUCAGGAACCCGGGGGAUGCGGAGGUGGCAAGAUGGGACACUGAACGAUUCAUGCGAAGAACCUUCAAGGACGCGUUAGAACACGCGCGCCCGCACAUGGUUGUUUUCUUGGGAGACAAUUGGCGUAGUGUUGACGUCGAGAAGACGUCUUCGCUGCACCAGCAGCAGUUCAGCCACGUGUUCGGUGCCGCGCGAGACGUGUCCAAGGUCCUGGUCCUCCCUGGGGAACUAGACGUCGGCGACGACCCGGACAGCCCGACGACCCUGAACAACACGAUAGCGUUCGCCAAGACGUACGGAUGCCCCCACGUUGUGCGCCUCGGCAAGAAGUACGACUUCUUCGUUGUGGAUUCGCUCUCCAGAGGACACGCUGACCCAUCGCACGAAGAUUUAAACAGCAUGCUGAACACCGGCCAACCGGGGACCGUCCGCGUCCUCCUCUCCCACCUACCCAUCCUGCCUCUGCUGGACAGGAGACUAAACGCCUUGCUCGAUACAGUUAAGCCUCACGUCAUCUUCUCGGCUCACGAAAGAACUCCCCACCUCGUCCGGGCUACAAAGACUUCACCCGCCGGGAACUUGUCCGUCACCAAGAACUUUGCGACGGGAAGUUCACGCUUCACGCUGAAAGAAGAAACGAAUUUGUUGGAGUUCCUGGUACCUUCGAGUGCCUACGACGUGACGCCGACGCCAGGAUUCGGCCUGGCUAUUUUCAGCGAAAGUAUGCUGCUCGACUACGCCACCUUGUGGACUCCUUCACGUACUCCUCACCUGGUCGGCUAUGUUACCCUUACCGGCUUCUGCGUUUUCCUUUAUAUUGUUCCACGAUUGUAGUCCCUCUGUGGCGACGGCGUCGUUUAUGAGGUCACCUUUGUGACAUUGUUGAUGUGAUGACGUCGCAAUAGUGAUAGGUACUACGGUGCUUCUCACAAUGUUAUGCAGUCGUAUCGGAGCCUAUAGACCUUGAUGUUCGCCUUUACAAGUUUUAUAUGAAUUAAAGAUGUAGACGUUC